UCCUGCCGCACAGCCCAUUGGUAUUUUUGUGUGAUUGUGCUGUUGUAAUCAUGAUGAUUAUUUCAACGUCCAGAAUGUGCGUUUGUCUUCCUCAGUUUCCCGUUUUAUUUGGGUAUUACCCUUACUUCAUGUUUCUCUCACUUCCCGUUCAUUCACCCCCCUUUUCUUUUAUAAAAGAGUGUUAUUCUGAAAUAAAUUUUCAUAAGCAGCUUCAAAGGUAGUACAGAGAGGCUCCCAUCCCCUUCACCCAGGUUUCCCCAAUGGCUACAUCUUACCAACUACAGCGCAGCAUCAAAUACAGGAAAUGGAGAUUGGUGUGAUGUGUGGAUUGCUCUAUACCAUUUUACUUCGUGUGGAGAGAGAUUUGUUUAACCAACUCAACCAUCAAGGUACGGAAUUCUUCCAUCUCUACAUGGAUGUCCCUGUGCUACACCUUUACAGUCGCACCUUCACCCUCCCUGCCUUUCCCAAUCUCAGACAACUACUAACCUGUUCUUCCUUUCUAUAAUUUUACCAUUUUGAGAAGAUAAUGUAAAAAUAGAGUUCUGAACUUUGAGAUGGGCUUUUUUCAACUCAGUGUAAUGACCUUGAGACCCAUUCAGGCUUGUAUCUGUAUCAUAUUUUUUCCUCUUUCUGACGGAAUAGUAUUCCCUGGUAUGGACAUUCCAGAUUGUUUAACCAUUUACGUAUGGUAGGAAUUUGCGUUGUUCCAGAUUUCUGGCCAUUAUGAAUAGAGCUUGUGUCAACAAAAUUUACAGGCUUUUGUGUGGGCAUAAAUUUUCUUUUCUUUGGGAUAAAUGCUCAUGUGUGUCCUUUUCAUCCCUAAAUUAUUGUUUUUCUUUUCCAGCUCCUAUUACUACUUAAUUGGUUACAACACUUACUCAAUAUUUAAGAACUAGUUUAUUCUUUGAUGAACUAACAAAUUUGAUGGACUUUGAUGAGAUUAAUGGGUACAUACACCAAUGGCUGGAGGAAUGUAGCUGUUUGUAAGGUGUCACCAAGGAGAUCCUGUGGAAGAUUUUAAUCCCUGGUCAAAGCCAUCCUCCCAGGUAUGAGCUUGCCCUCCUUUUUGGAAUCACAAGUCUGUCUUUUACACACCACAACUGACUGUUUAUCUAGAGUCUAAAGGAACCGGCAAAGAAGUUACAUUUCUAAUACCCUGAACCUACAGUUAGGGUAGAUAAGGUAUUUGCCUGAGUUCAUAAAAAUUCACAUAAUGCUUCUUGUCUAGAAGAUGUUUCUUAAAGGAUACUCUGUGCAAUGUAGGAAUUUUAAAGAAUGGGAUCUGGCACAGUUAGAGGACUUGCUUUAGAAGGUCACCAAAGGUCACAUCGCGGUCUAAACUUCUGUGAUUUUCUUCAAAAAUCUUGUGAUCGGGAAUAAACUCAAGUGCUGAGAGAGGUUCAGUGUUUAGUAUCACACAGAUAGCAAAUACUGAGGAUGGCCAUUUGGAGGUAGAAGUCAAGAGUGUGAUCUCUCAGUCUAUCUACCCUAUGAACUUGAAAAAUGGUGGGAGUUAAAUUCAGUUUUUUACAUUGAUUUGUUUAUUUUGAGAGAGAGGGUGCACGCCCGAGAGUGAGGGAGGGGCCAAGAGAGAGGCGAGGGAGGGAGUCCCAGGAGGGUCCAUGCUGUCAGCUUGGAGCCUGACUAGGUGCUCAAAUCCAAGCACCAUGAAAUCAUGACCUGAGCCAAAAUUAAGAGUCAGACACUUAGCCAACUACUUAGUCAACUACUUAGCCAACGACUUAGCCAACUCCCAGCUACCCAGGUGCCCCAAAGAAGUUAAAUUCAUUUUUAAAAACAAUUUAAUUAUAAAUUAAUUGUAAUGAAAAAUCUUUCUCUCAUUACAGACUAAAUCAGAGAAAUGGAAUUUAGAAAUCAAACUUUGGUGACUGAGUUUUUAUUUGUGGGCUUAACAAAUUGCUUCCAGCACCAGGUUGUUCUGUUUGUGGUGUUUCUCUUGGUUUAUCUGGUCACUCUUCUGGGAAAUGUGGGGAUGAUCACCCUCAUUGGGAUGGAUUCCAGGCUCCACACUCCCAUGUACUUUUUUCUCAGCCACUUGUCCUUUGUGGAUGUCUGCUCCUCUUCUGUCAUUGGUCCCAGGAUGUUGACAGACAUCUUUGUGAAAAAAAAAGUAAUCUCUUUCUUGGGUUGUGCUGCCCAGUUAUGGUUUUUUGGUCAGUUGGUAGUGACAGAGUGUUUCCUGUUGGCCUCCAUGGCUUAUGACAGGUAUAUGGCCAUCUGUAAGCCCUUGUUGUAUACACUCAUUAUGUCCCGGCGAAUCUGUGUGCGGCUGGUGGUAGGGCCUUAUACCCUGGGUCUUAUGAGCGCCAUGACCCACACGACGUUCGCCUUUCGCCUGCCUUACUGUGGUCCAAAUACCAUCAAUCACUUCUUCUGUGACCUUCGUCCUGUUCUCUCCCUGGCAUGUGCAGACACCCAGGUCAAUCAGGUUUUACUUUCCAUCUUGGCUGGAGCUCUGGGAGUGCUCAGUGGUGUGAUCAUCCUGGUUUCCUACAUUUACAUCGUGGUCACUGUCUUGAGGAUCCGCUCUGCUGAGGGGAGGCGCAAAGCCUUCUCCACCUGCUCUUCACACCUGACUGCCGUCUCCAUCCUGUGUGGGACCCUCUUCUUUAUCUACGUACGCCCCAGUUCUAGUUUCUCCCUGGACAUCAAUAAAGUGGUUUCUGUGUUCUACACAGCCGUGAUCCCCAUGUUGAACCCCCUUAUCUACAGCCUGAGAAACAAAGAGGUCAAGGAUUCAUUCAGGAGGACGUGUGAGAAGAAGAAUCUUCUUCUGAGUAGGUAAACUACAUGCCAUUUGUACUACAGAUUGAGAGGUGAUAUAGACACAAGAUGCAGGAGCAUGGGCUGGGUGAUGGGAGUCCUACUUUUGUGUUGAGAUUCACUUUUUAUUACUGUGUGUCAUUGAGAAGUGAUAUAUCUUCAGAUUACAAUUUUCUCACUUGUUAUUGAACAGAAAUGAGUUUUAAAAUGUUAAACUGAAGUACAUGGAUUAUUGAACCCCAAUGCUUUAAGAAUACGUUCCGUGUUGGGGCGCCUGGGUGGCCUGGUCGGUUCAGCCUCCAACUCUUGGUUUUGGCUCAGGUCAUGAUCUCAGGGUUUGUGUUCAAGCCCUACAUCAGGCUCUGCACUGGUAGUGCUGAGCCUGUUUGGGAUUCUUUCUCUCUCCCUCACUUUCUGUCCUUCCCAUGCCUUCUUUCUCUUUCCUCUGUCAUAAUAAAUAAAAUAAAAAAUAUUCUCAGUGUUUGUGACUAGGGUAUGAGAGGCUCUUUGCUAAGUCCUGUUAAAUUAUGAUUAUGUUAGAAUCAUAAUCAGUGACUUGACGCUACUUCUGUUUAGCUCACAAGGUGCUGAGAUCCCUCAAUUUUCUGGAAGCUUAGCCUUGACUCUUUAAACAAAAGCCAAUAACAAGUAUAUUAUGGUUAAAUAUAGAAACUUCUACUUGCAAGGUAAAUAUGUCUUGGGAAUGUAAUAUAAACAUGGUGACUAUAGUUAACAAUAGUGUACAUUUGUUUGUUGUUAAAAGAGCAGAUCUUAAAAGUUCUCUUCACAAGAAAAAAAUUAAUAACUACAUAAAGUUAUUUAUGUUAACUAAACUUAUUGUGGUUAUCAUUUUGCAAUAUAUAUGUAUAUCAAACAAUUAUGUUGUACACCUGGGACUAAUACAAUGUGAUAUGUCAACUAUGUAUCAACAAAAUGAGAAAAAGUUAAUUAUUCAGGAAGUAUGUGGCCAUAGCACUCUCUAAUAGCACCUUCCCGUUUGGAGUAGAUAAUUUGCAAAGGGCCUUUUACAUUCCUGAUCCUCUCUACUUAUAUAAUACCUUGCUGAGAUUUUGUCACUGUAUUUACACUUAUGCAUGUAAAAUUCAGAAUGCAUUGCAAGUCUUUAAUAAAGUGUUGGCUAUGCUCUA
Messenger RNA from Neofelis nebulosa (Clouded leopard), 3935 nucleotides. RefSeq names its product olfactory receptor 5G25-like. NCBI's taxonomy places the organism in Eukaryota, Metazoa, Chordata, Mammalia, Carnivora, Felidae. Gene Ontology annotation, cellular component: membrane. Gene Ontology annotation, molecular function: odorant binding; G protein-coupled receptor activity; olfactory receptor activity. Gene Ontology annotation, biological process: G protein-coupled receptor signaling pathway; sensory perception of smell. The record is from RefSeq and is a predicted model, not a curated record.